AUGAGACAUAAAAAUGAAAUAAAUGCUCUCUAAUAUGGAAUCAAUCUCGAAAAGUAUAAUUAUAUCUUAUUAAUAAUUUAGAUUGCUCUAAAAUAUCAAAAAAUCAAAAAAGAAUUAGAAAUCUAAUAAAAUAUGGAUAGAUUAACUUUUGAAGGAUAAUUCAAAAAUAUAGGUAGUUCGAAUUAAAGUGUUUUUAUGA
Messenger RNA from Paramecium pentaurelia, 199 nucleotides. The record is from the annotation of a GenBank genome assembly. Lineage: Eukaryota; Ciliophora; Oligohymenophorea; Peniculida; Parameciidae.